CGAACGCAUCGGUGGGUCGCGACUAGUGCUUCUUAAAAUAGUGCGGAAUUUUGUUCAUAUUUUCUAAACAUUAACCAAAAGUGCUCGUGAUUUGUUUUACUAGCUAGUGAACCUACUAUUUUUUACAAGUGCUAGACGACAAAAUCUAGAAAAAAAUACAAUCGAAACUACGUGCAAUUUCAUUUUUCUGUGUGUUGUGUUCUUGUUUGUUAUUGUUGUUCUGAUCAAAUCGAGAGGAGAAAGUGCAGCUAUUUUGGUGCAAUUACUUGGAUUGUAGAUUCUAAUAUAAUAGAUUCUGUUUUCGGGUGGUCCAAAUUCCGCUGGUUGCUGAGGCGGAUUAUGAUCGCGAUUGCUUGCUUGCUACUACGACGCCUACUACCAACCAGAUGAUUACUCAUCUUGGUGAUACGUAAAGAAUUUGGGGUUUUUUUUUGUGGGCAGUGCUAGUUGUGCCCUAGAAAAUUUGUUCGCACAGCUGUGCGUGGAAAAUUUAUGGAGUGGAAAUAGUUCGCUGUCGUGCAGAUUGUCGGUAAUAGCAUCGACCCAAAAUAUAACAUGCUAGCAGCGAAGGAAGAAUGACAUGAAAUAUUAAGCCUCCCCCUUCGAGGCCAGAGAGUGGUUGUGCAAAAUUGAAGUGAAGAAAAAAUAUCGCGUUUGUGUAUGCCUCCUGCACAUAGUGUAUAGGAAAGGGAGAAAAUAAGAGUGAAGAAGAGUCCGUGUAGGAAAAAAAAAAUAAUGCUAAUUGCUGUUACUAGUGCUGGAGCAAAAGUGUACGUAUGUGCGCCGCUGGCGACGAAGCAAGCGACGGUGCAAUCAUAAUCAAUAGUCGAGUGAGAUAGUUAUCAUCUCGAAGGAGGAGUAGGUGAAUCUCCAAAGAUGGCAUGGAAAAGUAGGCGAUGGUUGCUGCUGGUUGCUGUUAUUGGAUGAUGUUCAUGGCCGGCCUAGAUAUUUGCUGCUACAUUUUGCAAUUGCUUCAACUCGUAUGACUGUCGCUGACCUAUCUAGGUGCUACCUAAGAACCUCCCAUCGGACGGUCCUACUACGUAUUUAGUGAUUUUGUAAUACAGCCUCUGCUGGGCGGCUAUCGAAAUUGCAAUCUCUGUGAGUGCAAGCGAGACUCGCUAGGUUGGAAAAGAGAGUGAGCGGCACACGCACCGGUCACGGUCAUCGAGAUGGCGUCACUCAAGGUAGCGGUCCGAGUGCGACCCUUCAAUCAGAGGGAAAAUGAACUCGGCUCCAAGCUCAUCGUCCAGAUGGACGGCAAGAAGACGCGACUGGUCAAACCGAAGCUCACCGGUCCGGCGGCGAUCCGCGGCGAACUGCUGGCGGCCCGUGGCGGUCCGGAACCGUUCAACGACUUCACCUUCGAUCACUCGUACUGGUCGGUGGACGAGGGCGACCCGCACUACACCCCCCAGGACAGCGUCUUCGAGGACCUCGGCACGGAGAUUGUGGACUGCGCAUUUCAAGGUUACAAUGCGUGCGUUUUCGCGUACGGCCAAACCGGAAGUGGUAAAACGUUCACCAUGAUGGGCACGGCGGAAGCUCAAGGUCUCAUCCCACGGAUCUGCCGCUCACUAUUCGGGCGGAUGAAACUGGGUCAGGACGAAGGUGUCGGCUACAAGACCCAGUGUUCGUACUUGGAAAUUUACAACGAACGGGUCAAGGAUCUGCUGGGACCGAGUGGCGCCGGACACGGGCUGCGCGUUCGGGAGCAUCGGACUCUGGGACCGUACGUGGAAAACCUGUCGCAGCAUCCGGUGUCGGAUUACGGCGAGAUUCAAAACUGCAUGGUUCAGGGCAACAUCCUGCGGACGACGGCCAGCACCAAUAUGAACGAUACGAGCAGUCGGAGUCAUGCGAUCUUCACGAUCACGUUCGUUCAGGCAAGGUAUCUGAACGACAUGCCCAGCGAGACGGUGUCGAAGAUUCACCUGGUGGAUUUGGCCGGAAGUGAGAGGGCGAACGCGACCGGCGCAACCGGGCAGCGAUUAAAGGAGGGAGCACAUAUCAACAAAUCCUUGGUUACACUAGGCAGUGUCAUCUCAGCCCUGGCCGAGCAGACCAAUCCCACACACAACAAGCGAAUCCUGUACAUUCCCUAUCGCGAUUCGAUCCUAACGUGGCUACUAAAGGACAGUCUGGGUGGAAACAGUAAAACCAUCAUGAUAGCGGCCAUUUCUCCGGCGGAUGUGAACUACAGUGAAACGCUGAGCACUCUGAGGUAUGCCAAUCGGGCGAAGAAUAUCAUCAACAAGCCAACGGUCAACGAGGAUCCGAACGUGAAGCUGAUCCGAGAGCUGCGGGAGGAGAUCUUCAAGCUCAAGAUGAUGCUGUCGACGGAUGGGUCUUCGCUGGAACCAUCGCUGAAGGUGUUGGAAGAUUUGCACAAGAAGGAAGCACAGGAGAAGGUUCUGACCGAGGAAUGGGCCGAGAAGUGGCGAGAGGCGCAGUCGAUUCUGAGGGAACAAAAGUCCCUUGGGUUGAGAAAGUCCGGUGUGGGGGUUGUGUUGGAUUCGGAAAUGCCACAUCUCAUUGGAAUCCACGACGACAUCAGUACCGGGGUGACGCUGUACAGUUUGAAGGAAGGUGAAACCACCAUCGGUACGGCGGAAGCUUCCUACCCACAGGACAUUGCCCUCAACGGGAUGGGCAUCCAUCCGGAGCAUUGCCGGAUCGUACUGGACAAUGGAAACGCAACAAUCUACCCGAACCCGUCAGCCACCUGCCUGCUGAAUGCCAACAUCAUCGAAAACCCCACGGCCAUCAGCCAGGGGGACAUUUUGCUGCUCGGUCGUACGAACAUGUUCCGCUACAACAACCCUGCCGAGGCGGCCAAGAUGCGCCAGGACAACAACCACGCGCAACGGUCCUCUCGGCUCGACCUGUCCCGUCUGUCGCUGAUCGCAGCCUCGCGGGAAAACCUCUGCAGCAGCUUCCUGAGCGAUGAUGACAAUAUUGCCUCCCCGCAGAAUCCCCUCCGCUUCCGGCAGUACACCCCCAGCCGGGAGGAUACGGAACUGCAGGACGAACACCGGAAGAUUCUGCAGACGAUCGAGAACGCCCUGAAGCAGCUGAACCUGGAGCGGACGCGAAUGCACGAGCAGUUCAAGAACAAGAUCAAACUCUGCCGGGAUGAGCUGGACCGGCUGGAGAGUACCAAGCGGGACAAGCUGAUGAUCCUGGACUGCCGGAUAGACGAGCUGAUGGCCCGGCGGGAGAUGAUACUGUGGGAGAAGAGCAACGAGAAGACGCAGGUGGACAUUGUAGUUAGACAGCUAUCGACCCUGCAAACGCAGCUCGACACGAAGAAGCGCGAUUUCUACGAGUACGUUGCGAAAGAACUGCAGGAGCUGCAGGACUGCGGCAAGUUGGACGAGGCCAGCAUAGAGCUGAUCCAGAAGGCUCCCCAGACGGAGGACUAUUCGGAGAUAUUGCUCAUCAUUUCCAAAUCGUUGGACAACUAUUCCGCACAAUACAUCCGGGAGUACAUCCGGAGGAAUCGAGAGGAGCUGGUCAAAUACGAACGCGAGCUCGGCGAGAAGGAAUCCCUGCUGGAGCAGAGCACCCGCAAGAUCGCCGACCUAGACCAAAAGAUAGACGAUCUGGAACGGCAGAAUCAGGAACUGCUGCAGCAGCGAACGCAGCUAGAGAUGGAGGAUAUGCAGAAGAAGAAACAAUCCAUGACCCUGAACCUGACCCGAACGACCGAUUCGAACGCUCAAACGGACCCGAACGCGAGCGGAAACCCGGAGGAACUUGCUCUCCGGGUGGCGAACGGCGAUGCAGCAGCGUCCCGCACCCUGGAAACCUGCGACACCUUCCACACGGCCAAUUCGGACUGUUCGUUCGUAUCGGCCCUGAAUACCCCGGUGCUGGAGGCCCUCAAUCAGCAGCUGAUCCCGACGCCCAGUUCGACCGAGGGAACGGAAUCCGGUGCCGAUCACGAAUCCGACUACUACGAGGAAGCCGGCCAUGUGCAAGGCAUGAGCGACAGUGGCGUUAGCUUCGAGACGAACAAGAUCGGGGACGGCAAGCUGAACGGAGGCAAGCUCCUGUUCCAAUCGGAUGACCAUUGCUUACUACUGACUUCGUCGACUCCGAAUCCGAAGUAUGCCAACAAGACGCUGAUCGUCAACGGCACCGCUAUAGAAAUAAGUCGCGGUGGGGAAUUGGCGCAUGGUUCAACCAGCGAUGAGUCGGAUGAGAAUUCGGAUCAUGGCGGCAAGGGAGGAAGCAGCAACCGGAGCAAUCGAUUGGCAGUCGGUAAUAAGAGCAGUGUGCGGACGGAGAUUUUCGAUAUCCGACACGGGAUUCAUCCGCUCCGGCUGAAUAGUCGGAGUGGCGGAGAGGAUGAAGGUGACGACGAAGAAGACGAGAGGCACUCGCACGCGUCUUCGAUGGACAACAGCUCGAUAACCUCGUCGACGGCGAAUUUGAUUCUCUGCGAGAUGAACCUGCUGCGGGAGAGCAUAGCGACGAAGAAGGCAGAAAUCAUGAAAAUCCUGGAGACCAAUGAGGACAAGUCGAACCUGGAUGGCAAGAUCAGUGAACUGCAGGACCUGCAGAAGAGGAUCGUGCAGCUGGAGAUUAAGGUUCAGGAUGUGGAGAAGAGUUGCCUGUCGGACGAGGGCGGAAUCGAUUCGAUCCGGGAUCUGCCGGGCAGUUUCACCGACAGUGACGACAGUCGGAUAAACUCGUGCAUCUAUCCGGAGUACUUGCGGCACCGGAACCAGACCAGUAUUUAUGCGCCGAGCGUGACGCGCUCGCUGCCGUCGUUCGAGAGUGCGUCGAUCGAGCGGAUGCGUUCGGAGCAUCUGAUCAAUAUUCCUACGUACAUCAUCCGAGGAGCCGGCAAGCAGACCCACUACGAAUACGAAGUCAAGCUCAACCUGCCCGACGAUAGGUGGACGCUGCUUAGGCGGUACAGUCGGUUCCGGGAGCUGCACCUCAGGAUGAAGAAGAUUUAUGGCGAUAAGGUCGCCACCAUCCCGUUCCCGCGGCGCGAGCUCUUCUCAUCCAACACGGAAUCGGUGGCGAAAACCCGCCGCCGGCAGUUGGAAAUCUACCUCCGCCGGUUGUUGGUCGUCUGUUCGAAGAUUCCGCACAGUCCGAUCUACGAGGGCGAAGGACGCCCCGGUCUGACCAAGGCCACCCUCAUCGAGCUGCAUUCGGGCUUCUUCAAGAAGGGCCUGUUCGAGACGGGCAAACACGGAACCGGCUAGAGAGGAGGUAAGAGUUGUCGUUGGGCGUUUGGGCUUUCCUUUUUUUUCUCUCGUCGUAGGGUUUUGUUUUUGGUUUUGAGGAAAGGGUGUGUUUUUUUUAGAAAAGGUAAGCGCCAACCAAGAAAUGUAAGGCUGAUUUUUUAAACAUGAGGAACAGUGUAAUUAGUAGCUAGUAGUUCUCGGAAGAUUCGUUUCCCGUUAUCAGAUUUUAUUUAUUGUAUAAAGAAAACAAAAAAAUGUUUGCUAGGAUUAAGCAAUAGGAGGAAGGAUGGCAAGCAGCAGCAGCAGCAGGAAUAUCGACGACAAUAAACCCCGCGUUUUGAUGAAGAGAAGAUCCCUGAGUAGCAGGAAUACACCAUAAAGCAACUCAAUUGACAACAACAGCAACUCAAUUGAAAACAACAGCAACAAUCUCUUGUUCGAUUUCAACUGCAUUUUGGUUGACAGAGAUUGACCCCCCCCCCCCCCCCAACCGCAUUCUUUCAGUGGAUUUGUGAAUCAAAUUCACAUGUCUAAAACAUCGUCACGGUUAAAAACGGGCUUGAUCCAGUUUUGGUCGGAACUCAAAACCGCGAAUUCAAAGCCUAGUGAUCAAUUAACUCAAAGCUAACAAAGCAUCAUUUAGAGACAAAUUAUAUUUACGACGGAUAAGUCAAUUUUUCAUAUAUUCGUUCGUGUACUGAGUAGUCGUUAGUUAUCAUCCCCCCCCCUCCCACACACAAUUGCCUUGACUCUCACACACACACCCAUAUGGAUGUUUUUUGCGUGACCAUUGUGAUCAUUUAGACACCUAACACACAUAUUUAGGAAACAGCUGUGAUUUUCCAUUGCCCCCAUUGUCCCUCAUAUCACUAAAUUUUCUGUUUCGGAACGAUUGUCGACGUGUCGAGAGAAGGACCCGAGGGUAAUCCAUGAAUUUGCGCAUACAAAGACCUGAGAGACAUAUAGAAAUUAGGUAAAUAUACGAGUUUAAUCAAAACUAGUUACUGUUUAGAGCUAAACUGCAGAAGAUAAAUCGAAUCCGCGUUAUAUAGUUACUAAAGUGAACAACAAGACCCCCAAAAACACAAUGAUGUAUUCUAGUUGGUAGGUGAAGAAUGUAAAACAGAGCUUGUUCCAGACACAGGCAAACCCGUUAGUUAGUGUAUUUGUAAGUGUUGACAACCGUUAUUCUUCGAAAAAGGUAGCGACAAAUAUAAUAGUAACGAAAAAUGACAGGUACUAAACAAUGUAACAACCAAUGGUCGUCUAACAAUUAAACAAAAGAAAA
Messenger RNA from Ochlerotatus camptorhynchus, 6495 nucleotides. RefSeq names its product kinesin-like protein 98A (gene Klp98A). Gene Ontology annotation, biological process: microtubule-based movement. Gene Ontology annotation, molecular function: phosphatidylinositol binding; microtubule motor activity; microtubule binding. Bases 1173 to 5225 code for a protein of 1350 amino acids. The record is from RefSeq and is a predicted model, not a curated record. The transcript has 9 exons. NCBI's taxonomy places the organism in Eukaryota, Metazoa, Arthropoda, Insecta, Diptera, Culicidae.